UAGAACUCGUUGUUGGACUACGAAAGACAAGCGAAGUGUCUGUGGGCAUCUGGGACAUGCGGUUGUGCCUGAACUAGCACAGCGGCUCCUCUGAGAAGGCGAUCUGAGCGGGUUCGUGGCCUGGCGGGUGGUCAGACGUCAGGACUCAGGAUGGGGUGCAACAUGUGCGUGGUGCAGAAGCCCGAGGAGCAAUACAGGGUCAUGUUCCAGGUGAACAGUAAAGCCCUGUCCCGGCUGUCUCAGGACCAGAGUCUGCAGGCGCUGCGCUGUAAGCGUAACACGAGGAGGAGAGCCGGGGGUCCUGGAGCUGCUGGCGGGACGCUGCUCGUGACGGACUGUGUGGACAGCGGGACGCAGACAGACAUCAGCUUCCAGCACAUGGUGACGUUAGGCCGAGCCGCUCAUCACAACAGACCCGCGUCUCCUCCGUCCCCUCCACUGCCACCCAUGCCGGAGCCGUACCUCUUCAGACAGCUCUCUCCUAUGGAUCACGUGUAUUAUGACCCAACGGACUACUUUGACAUAAGUCAACAUGAGGUGGACAGACAAGAUGACCUGGAGUACGAGGAGGUGGAAUUGUAUAAAUCUUGUCAGCAAGAUAAACUGGGUUUAAUGGUGUGUUAUCGCACUGAUGAUGAAGAGGAUCUGGGCAUCUACGUGGGAGAGGUCAACCCUAAUAGCAUUGCUGCCAAGGAUGGCCGAAUCCGCGAGGGAGACCGAAUACUGCAGAUAAACGGGGUGGAUGUCCAGAACCGAGAGGAAGCAGUGGCCAUCCUGACCAGAGAGGACAGCACCAACAUCUCUCUGCUACUGGCACGGCCAGACAUCGAGAAUGAGGCUGAUGAUCUGGAUUUGGAGUUGAGUGUGGGCCUGGAUCUAGAGGACUUGGAAAACGCCACUAACUUACCCAGCCCUCAACACCAGAGGAAAGCGAGCUCCUUGCUGAGUGACAUCACUGGGAUCAGAGGAGGUCGCCCCAAUUUGUGGCACACUGCCCUCAAUAACAGCCAGGAGCUGGACAGCGGGGUGGGUCGCACAGAUGAAAGCACGCGCUGUGAAGAGUCCUCCGAGCUGGCGGAUGAUCCCACCAGUGCAUGCACCACCAAUGCCACCAACACACCCGGCAGUUUGCGCAAGUUUCGCGCUGCUCAGCACGGGUGGGAGUUUCACUACAGCAACGACUCGCUGCUAGGGCCGGAUGGGGUGGGAGUGGCGGAUCACGGGGUCCCUGAAACACUGGGCUCAGUGACCAGCAGAGUGCUCAUGCCAGGUUUAACUGAAGAGGAAUAUGAACGUUACCGAGAGCUACUGGAGAUCCGGUGCCUUUACGAGAAGAAUGGAAACGCACUUCUUCUUUUGGACGGGAGGAACCAUGGCGCAGGAGGAGGCGUUCCUGUAGACAUGAAUUGUAACGAGAGCCUGAUGCAGCACGAGAUUUCCCUUCUAGAUGAGGAAAUACGUCACCUGGAGUUCAAGUGGCGCAAUGUUUUGCGGGCUCAAAAGAUGAAUCAGUUGCGCCAACGCUGCCUAAAGGUCUGGCCAGCUGACGAAGAGGACGAUGAAGAAAAAGGAGCAAAGGCGAGGUGUGGAGGUGCAGAGGCGAUCCACCAUGAACUGUCAGAUAUCAACGAGAUCCCAGAAAGGGAACGCUCUGACAAGGAGAGCACAAGCGCCUAUAACACGGGUGGGGAAAGUUGCAGAAGCACACCUCUGGCUAGCGAACGAUACCCCUCGCCCUCCGCGGCGGGAGAUUCCAGUGCCUCUGCAACCAUGCGACCUCGGACGCCCCGUCACAGGACAAGCACGAGCCGGGAGAAGAAUCUAAACACACCUCCUUCAUCAGAUGCCAAGAAAAAGAGUGAAGAACUCGGGGACAACAGAGACUCUACUCCAGCAACAAGGCUUCGGUCAGUAUCUCGUAAUGGCGGCAGCAGUAGGAAGGGAUUGGAUGGAGCACGAAGGGGGUCCCAUGCUAAUGGGACUCUCACUCCCGGGAUAGUGAAAGGGGGAAGGAGUGCAGAAAACAGUCCGUACCUGUCCCGACGCCACUGCAGUACCACGCUGCCUCAACGCUACCAGAGUUGCAUGCAGUUGAGGGACAUUGACAGUGCAGAAGUUCGGGACACCCCUGAACAGGUUCCUGCUCACUCCAGCACAAUAACUUGUGCAAACAGAGAAUCCACCGCAACUUCUUUGAUCAUACCACCAACGCUGCCUCCAUCUUCACCUCGAAUGGAGUGGAAGGUAAAGAUCCGCAGCGACGGCUCACGCUACGUGGCGAAGCGUCCGGUAAGAGACCGUUUGCUAAAGGCUCGCGCCAUGAAGAUUCGGGAGGAGCGCAGUGGGAUGACCACGGACGACGAUGCGGUUAGUGAAAUGAAGAUGGGACGCUACUGGAGCAAGGAGGAACGCAAACAGCAGCUCCUGAGAGCUCGGGAGCAACGGCGACGCCGCGAGUUCAUGAUGCAGAGCCGACUGGACUUCUUGCGAGAGAAAGAGAAGGAGCAAGACUCUGGACCGCAGGGACAGGCUUCCAUACUCGAGCUGAGCCAGAAAAAGAGUAUGAAGAAACGCAGCCGACGCAUCCUGGACAACUGGAUCACCAUUCAGGAGCUCCUGGCUCAUGGGACCCGUUCAGUGGAUGGGAAGAAAGUGUACAACCCUUUGCUCUCCGUGACCACUGUUUGAUAAUUGGAGUGCAAUGAGAUCUUUUAACUAUUUGAAUUACAAAGUUUACCAAUGAUUUGCGGCUGUCUGAUAGAGAUGCCUAGCAGUUUAAUUGAGAAACAAUGAUGAUGAAUAUAAAACGUACAAAGAAAAGUACAAGACAGAAAGGCAAAAUGUCAAAUGAAUGUAUAUGGGACCAGCACGCAUAAGUUGUUUUUAUGCUUGAAAUUUCAGAGUUGCAUUCAGACUGUUACAAUGCAGCGGCUGUCUCGAGCAUUUCCAA
Rhinichthys klamathensis goyatoka is the source of this 2950-nucleotide messenger RNA. Its product is annotated as PDZ domain-containing protein 4. Gene Ontology annotation, molecular function: protein binding. The coding region runs from base 151 to 2688 and encodes 845 amino acids. NCBI's taxonomy places the organism in Eukaryota, Metazoa, Chordata, Actinopteri, Cypriniformes, Leuciscidae. The record is from RefSeq and is a predicted model, not a curated record. The transcript has 7 exons.